This is a messenger RNA of Molossus molossus (Pallas's mastiff bat), 3227 nucleotides long. RefSeq names its product exostosin glycosyltransferase 2 (gene EXT2). The transcript has 14 exons. The coding region runs from base 328 to 2484 and encodes 718 amino acids. Gene Ontology annotation, cellular component: membrane. NCBI's taxonomy places the organism in Eukaryota, Metazoa, Chordata, Mammalia, Chiroptera, Molossidae. The record is from RefSeq and is a predicted model, not a curated record. Gene Ontology annotation, molecular function: glycosyltransferase activity.
UUUCACUGUGGAGCCUGAGCUUGCCGCGCCUGCCUGGGAGAAACCCUGAGCGGUGCCCUGACUCCUCCUGUCCAGCAGGGGGCGCCGGCCCCGGCCGCUCCCGCAUGCGCAGUGCGCUAAGUGUCAGACGCCGAGCCGGGUGGCCGGCGCAGCACUCCUCGCUCGUUCGCGCAGCCCUGGCGCCCACCGUGGCGGCUGGCGACUCGCCGCGAUCCCAUCCCGGCUGCCGUGGCCCGCGCCCUGCGGCAUGAGCCGGUGACCGAGCGCGGGGCCGAGCGGGAGGCAGCCGUGGCCGAGGAGCGUGAGGAAGAGGCUGUCUGUGUCAUUAUGUGUGCGUCAGUCAAAUACAAUAUCCGGGGUCCUGCCCUCAUCCCAAGGAUGAAGACCAAACACCGAAUCUAUUACAUCACCCUCUUCUCUGUUGUCCUCCUGGGCCUCAUCGCCACUGGCAUGUUUCAGUUCUGGCCUCAUUCCAUCGAAGCCUCAAAUGACUGGAGUGUGGAGAAGCGCAGUGUCCGAGACGUGCCAGUGGUCAGGCUGCCAGCCGAUAGUCCCAUCCCCGAGCGGGGUGAUCUCAGUUGCAGAAUGCACACAUGUUUUGAUGUCUACCGCUGUGGCUUCAACCCAAAGAACAAAAUCAAGGUGUAUAUCUACUCUCUGAAAAAGUACGUGGAUGACUCUGGCAUCCCAGUCAGCAACACCAUCUCCCGGGAGUAUAAUGAACUACUCACGGCUAUCUCAGACAGUGACUACUAUACUGACGACAUCACCCGGGCCUGCCUGUUUGUCCCCUCCAUCGAUGUGCUGAACCAGAACACGCUCCGCAUUAAGGAGACAGCACAAGCACUGGCCCAGCUCUCUAGGUGGGAUCGAGGUACAAACCACCUGCUAUUCAAUAUGUUGCCUGGAGGUCCCCCAGAUUAUAACACGGCUCUGGAUGUCCCCAGAGACAGGGCUCUGUUGGCUGGUGGUGGCUUUUCUACGUGGACUUACCGGCAAGGCUACGAUGUCAGCAUUCCUGUCUAUAGUUCGCUGUCAGCUGAGGUGGACCUUCCAGAGAAAGGACCAGGUCCUCGGCGGUAUUUCCUCCUGUCAUCUCAGCUGGCUCUCCAUCCUGAGUUCCGAGAGGAGCUGGGAGCCCUCCAGGCCAAACACGGAGAGUCAGUGUUAGUGCUAGACAAAUGCACCAACCUGUCCGAGGACGUCCUCCCCGUUCGGAAGCGCUGCCACCAGCACCGGGUCUUCGAGUACCCCCAGGUGCUGCAGGAGGCUACUUUCUGUGUGGUCCUUCGUGGAGCUCGGCUGGGCCAGGCGGUAUUGAGUGACGUAUUACGGGCUGGUUGUGUCCCAGUUGUCAUCGCAGACUCCUAUAUUUUGCCUUUCUCCGAAGUACUUGACUGGAAGAGAGCAUCUGUGGUUGUGCCCGAAGAAAAGAUGGCAGAUGUAUUCAGUAUUUUGCAGAGCAUCCCCCAAAGACAGAUUGAAGAAAUGCAGAGACAGGCACGGUGGUUCUGGGAAGCAUACUUCCAGUCAAUUAAAGCCAUUGCCCUCGCCACCCUGCAGAUUAUCAAUGACCGGAUCUACCCAUAUGCUGCCAUCUCCUAUGAAGAAUGGAAUGACCCUCCAACCGUGAAGUGGAGUAGUGUGAGCAACCCACUCUUCCUCCCCCUGAUCCCACCACAGUCUCAAGGUUUCACUGCCAUUGUCCUCACCUACGACCGAGUGGAGAGUCUCUUUCGGGUCAUCACUGAACUGUCCAAGGUGCCCAGUCUAUCCAAGCUGCUAGUCGUCUGGAAUAAUCAGAAUAAAAGCCCUCCAGAAGAGUCUCUCUGGCCCAAAAUCCGGGUUCCAUUAAAAGUGGUGAGGACGGCUGAAAACAAGUUGAGUAACCGUUUCUUCCCUUACAACGAAAUUGAGACAGAGGCUGUCCUGGCCAUUGAUGAUGAUAUCAUUAUGCUGACCUCUGAUGAGCUGCAGUUUGGUUAUGAGGUCUGGCGGGAAUUUCCUGACCGGUUAGUGGGUUAUCCAGGUCGUCUGCAUCUCUGGGACCAUGAGAUGAGUAAGUGGAAGUAUGAGUCUGAAUGGACUAAUGAGGUGUCCAUGGUGCUCACGGGAGCAGCUUUUUAUCACAAGUACUUUAAUUACCUGUAUACCUACAAAAUGCCUGGGGAUAUCAAGAACUGGGUGGAUGCUCAUAUGAACUGUGAAGACAUUGCCAUGAAUUUCCUGGUGGCUAAUGUCACGGGGAAAGCUGUCAUCAAGGUGACACCGCGAAAGAAAUUCAAGUGUCCUGAGUGCACAGCCAUCGAUGGGCUUUCCCUCGACCAGACACACAUGGUGGAGAGGUCUGAGUGCAUCAACAAGUUUGCUUCAGUCUUUGGGACAAUGCCCCUAAAGGUGGUGGAGCACCGAGCUGACCCCGUCCUGUACAAAGACGACUUUCCUGAGAAACUGAAGAGCUUCCCCAACAUUGGCAGCUUGUAAGGCUGCCGCGGGUGGAGGUCUGAACGUUGAGCGUGGACAGAGGAAGAGGAGACGGCCUCUCCGGCACAUCUGAGGUCAGGGUGGGGACUUCAGAGUGGAAGAUGGACAUAUCGCAUCUUCGCAUGUACGCCCCAACCUACUUUGUCCAGAAUGGGAACCUCGGGAGGAUGCCGAGGCACCUUGAGCUCGGCGUCCUCUGUCCUGGGCUUCUGUGAUCUCCGGUGGCUUCUCUCUGAAGAUGCUGAACAGAAGCCUUGGUGACAGGCUCCGGGUUUACGUGCAGCUCAGGCUCCUGUUUCCAGUUCCGACAGGACCGUCUGAAAGGAACUUCGUGGACUGGGAGACUGCUGAGGAAAGAAACCUACCCACGCAUUUUAGAUUUGUGGAUGUGUGGAGGACCUGUUUUCUUACGUUUAGUUAUUUCAAAUCAGUGAGUUCUUCGGAGGAAAAGCGAAGCCCAGAAUUUGGUGCAGAACCCAAACACCGUAGUGGGAUUUGACAUGUCAGGUGGGGCAAGUCAGUUUACAGUUGUUCAUGUGGGAAAUAGCACAGUAUUAAUACACAAGAAUGACUCUGCUGCACCCACGGCUGCAGACCUGCCCUCGUCCCGCCCGCGUGUCUGGGACCUGGGCGCUGGGCUCGGGCGAGGAGAGUGGCUGCUGCACUGGGAUCCUGGAAGCCCCACCCGCUGUCCCUGUGGUUUGCUCUUUGCUCUGAUUAAAAUGAUUUUUUAUUCCUUUUUC